Molecule: messenger RNA, 2793 nt
Organism: Gasterosteus aculeatus aculeatus (three-spined stickleback)
Lineage: Eukaryota; Metazoa; Chordata; Actinopteri; Perciformes; Gasterosteidae
Gene: ptger4b
Product: prostaglandin E receptor 4 (subtype EP4) b
Biological process (GO): inflammatory response; positive regulation of cytosolic calcium ion concentration; negative regulation of inflammatory response
Cellular component (GO): plasma membrane
Molecular function (GO): prostaglandin E receptor activity
Source: RefSeq, a predicted model, not a curated record
UACAUUUAAGUGAAAAAAAAAAGUACACUGUAACACAUUAUGGAGUUAUAGCUGGAUGCUCUACUUUCCACCUCUGGCGGGUAUUUGAUUCCCACACGUAUUCAUGCGGACGUCUUCAUUAAAGCAUCGUUCUGGUCGACCAAGUUGAAGAAGUGAAACUGUACAUGGUGCGACACAACAACAGUUCUUUCUCCGACAGCUCAACGAGGCGCAGAGGAGGAGCCGCCUUCGCUGACUCAAGAAGAAGAAGAAGAGGGGGGGGGGAGAAGUUCCCUGUCAGUUUUCAGAGUGACGGCCGCGUGAGGUGCAGCUCGCAGUCGUCGCAGCAUCGCCAUGGAGCACGAGCCGCGCGAGCAAACAACUGCAUCCACUGGAUUGCUCGCGCCUCCACCGCGAGUCGGACCGAUUUGGGAGUUUUGAAUGCCGCGCGUAAAAUGGACAUUAGGACGCGAUGGAUCGGCUUCUUUUCGGAGAUCCUCGGAGAACCCGCGUUCGCGACAGACGCCACUACUUCGGAAGUUAGAGGGGAACCGUUUCUCAGUGUGAACCGUUGAAAAGAAGUCCCCGCGGGUAUGAACCACACGGCGGCGAAGGCGGCGGGGGGUUCACUGCCCACCAUCCCGGCGAUCAUGUUCAUCUUCGGGGUGGUGGGGAACGUCAUCGCAAUUGUGGUCCUGCGGAUAUCGCGGAAGGAACAGAAGGAGACGACUUUUUACACCCUCGUGUGCGGCCUGGCAGUGACCGACCUGCUGGGCACGCUGCUGGCCAGUCCCGUCACCAUCGCGACCUACGUGAAGGGCGCGUGGCCGGGGGGCGAGCCGCUGUGCCAGUACUCCGGCUUCAUCCUGCUCUUCUUCUUCUUGGUCCAGCUCAGCAUUGUGUUCGCCAUGUCGGUGGAGAGAUACCUGGCAAUAAACCACGCGUAUUUCUACAACGAGUACGUCAACCAAAAACUCGCGGCGCUCAGUCUUUUGGCCAUUUACGUUUCCAACAUCGCGUUUUGCGCGCUGCCCAGUUUGGGUUUCGGGGAGGUGAAGCUGCAGAGCACGCGGACCUGGUGCUUCAUCGACUGGCAGAACAACCAGACCGCGGUCGCCACGUUCAACCUGAUGUACGCGGGAGUGAACUCGGCCAUCGUGCUGGCCACUGUCGUGUGCAACGUGAUGGUGUGCGGGGCUCUGAUCCUGAUGCACAAGCGCUUCAUCCGCCGCACGUCGCUGGGCACCGACCAGAGGCGCGUGGCGGAGCUCGGGCGCAGGCGGAGUUUCGCGCGACUGGCUGGAGCGGAGAUCCAGAUGGUGAUCCUGCUCAUAGCCACCUCCGCCGUGGUGCUCAUCUGCUCCAUUCCCUUAGUGCUGAGGAUAUUUGUGAAUCAGCUGCACAGAAAUCAGACAGAAGAGCAGAAUAAAGACCUGCUGGCCAUCCGCAUGGCCUCCGUCAACCCCAUCUUAGACCCUUGGAUCUACAUCCUGCUCAGAAAGACGGUGGUCCUCAAGCUGAUGGAGAAAAUAAAGUACCUGUUCUGCAAAAUGGGCGGGCGCGGGCGAAGGAACGGCGGCGGGCAGUUCGGCUGCGGCGACGCCCCCUUCGCGUCCUCCAUCAUGUCGCAAGACUCUCCCACGCUGGCGUCACGGGAGCUGAAGGUGAUUGUGAGCACCUCACAGGCCUUUUUGUACUCGUCGGAGGGAACGGCCAGGUCGCCUCGCGCAGAGGCUCCGGGCGUCUCCGGCCCACCAGCUGCACAGACAUUGGAGGGACCGCGGGAGGCCGAGGGGCCCCGGAGCGAGGGGCCUUCACGCGGGGAUUCAGGGGGCAGGGCGGCGGAGCUUCUGAUGGAAAAGAAGGACGCCGCUCUACACGUGACCUUCACGGAUGAGACCGCAAACAUUCAGGAGAAAUGCAUUUAGCAUCUGCAACAGAGGUGCACCGGGACUUCAGAUAGGAAUUAACAAAGACGCGACAAUACAGGAGCCCGAGUAGGCGUCCAUCCAUUUGUGGAUGUAUUGCGGCAUUUUAUGUGUGAUACCCGUUAUCAAUGCAUUCCUCCCCAUGUCAGGACUCACCACAAACACCACAUCGCCACGUGAACUAAACCGUGGAGGACAACAACGUUGUGGAGGAACUCUUUUGUUGCACUUUUUUGUUACAACCUCCGAGGAGACUCUUUCAGAUGAAUAUUAAAAUGCAAAAAAAGUGUACCGUGAUGUUAAUUUAUUGUAAGAAUGAAAUCGUGUUAUUAUUGUCCUCUCUGUGAGAAGGGCUGGAUAGUUUGGAGCCAUUUUAAAUCGCUACAAGAUGAAUAUGCUCAGUUGUUGUUUUUUUCCUUUUUCUUUGUGGUGCAAAGUAACAUUUGCAAACAAUUUACUUCCACUGCAACAAGGCAGCUAUGGCUGUACAGGAUUUCUAACAUAAUAUGUUAAUAUAAAAUAAUUCAUUUACUCCUUCCAGACCAUUACUUUGUAAAGAUUAAACCAACAUGAUCUCAUUUUACUUCAAUUUAAUGUGCAAUGCUUCACAUAUAAUUAGACUUCAUAGGGGAAUUAAGAAGAGAAAAGAUAAACACAUUAUUACAUUUCCUGUCUGAUGAGUUUAAAGGUUUAGCCUUUUCUCAAUAGAUUUCCUAAGUAGAUUUCUUUAAAGAUUGAUAUAAAUAACAUGUUCAUAUUUUUUAUGGUUGUUUUAGCAAGAGCCAGUGUCAAAUUAACCACAUCAUGUUAAUUCUCUUGUAAAAAGACUUCUGUUGUACCAAAGUCUUAAAUACAAAUAAAGGUUGACAGAUAUUCAUAUACACGA